Molecule: messenger RNA, 512 nt
Organism: Dermacentor silvarum
Lineage: Eukaryota; Metazoa; Arthropoda; Arachnida; Ixodida; Ixodidae
Product: histone H2A
Exons: 1
Coding region: 1-375 (124 amino acids)
Cellular component (GO): nucleosome
Molecular function (GO): DNA binding; structural constituent of chromatin; protein heterodimerization activity
Source: RefSeq, a predicted model, not a curated record
AUGUCCGGACGUGGCAAAGGAGGCAAGGCAAAGGGCAAGAGCAAGACCCGUUCCAGCCGUGCGGGUCUCCAGUUCCCCGUGGGCCGUAUCCACCGUCUCCUGCGCAAGGGAAACUACGCUGAGCGCGUCGGAGCGGGCGCUCCCGUCUACCUCGCGGCCGUCCUCGAGUACCUGGCUGCCGAAGUGCUCGAGCUCGCCGGCAACGCGGCUCGCGACAACAAGAAGACCAGGAUCAUCCCCCGCCACCUGCAGCUGGCCAUCCGCAACGACGAGGAGCUGAACAAGCUGCUCUCCGGCGUUACCAUCGCGCAGGGCGGCGUGUUGCCCAACAUCCAAGCCGUGCUUCUGCCCAAGAAGACCGAGAAGAAGGCGUAAGCGAGCUGCUCUCCCUCCAUCAAGCCGGAGUUGCAGGCUCGUCCUCGCACGACAACCCAACGGUCCUUGUCAGGACCACCCAAAAUGCGUGUGACGGCAGGGUGUUGCUUUGCAAUCCCGUUCUCCGCACCCGUUUC